AUGCCACGUACUGAACGAGCAAAGAGAGAUGCGGAUAAAAAGAAUAAGAAAACCGCUAAUGCGACUGGUCAAACCAAAAUCGCAUCAUUUUUUAAGUCUCAAGAAAUUAGCGGUCAAACAUCAACGCACGAUGAUGAAACAGCCGAGAGAGAAGUUUCCGUUCCAACGGUUAGCGGUGAUGCUUGUGACUCGGGUCCCGAAAGAUCAACGGUGAUUGCUGAUCCAUGGAUCAAAAUUAUGAGCGAGUUCAACGAUGGCGAAAAGCUUCGAAGCAAAACGAAAGGAAGAUUUUUCCAGUCCGAAUGGCUCAGAAAAUACGAAUGGCUUUCAUAUCACCGUGAGAAGCAAGCAGCAUUCUGUGAAACGUGCACAGAAUACCGGCAGGCGCACGAUAAUUCGCCAUUCAUCUUCACUGAAUCUGCCGUUGGUUUCUGUAAUUGGAAGAAAGGUGUAGAACGACUAACAGAUCACGAACAAAGCGAGAAUCACAAGAAUGCCACGAAACAGAAAAGAAGUAGCCAACCUACACUUGAUAUUCAGAUAGAUAGCCAAAUAAAGGAGCAACAACGUCUGAGGCGACAAGGCCUUGUAGCCCACUUGAACACAUUGAAAACGCUUCUUAGACAAGGUGUAGCAAUUCGAGGUCAUACAGACGAAGACUCGAAUAUCAUUCAAUUUAACAAAGACAAAGCCAUCGACCAUGAAGGAUUAAAUCUUCUUUUAAAGGAAAAUCAGUACAUGUCUCACGAUAUUUUAGUUGAACAGGAAGAAACUUUGGUGCUGAGGGCGAGAAGAAGUCUAAUAGAUGACAUUAAUGCCAGUAAAUUUUAUGCGAUCAUUUGCGAUGAAUCAAGUGACAUUUCGAAAAAUGAACAGUCUUUUUCUGUUCGUCAUUGCACUGAAGACUACGACGUUUUGGAGGAUUUCAUUGGCGUAAUGCCAUGCGACGAGGGAUUAUCAUCCGAAGCCCUUUUAAAGUAUCUUCAAGAUGUAUUGGUCCGAUGUAAUAUGAACACUCAAAAAAUGGCUGGUAUGGCAUUUGAUGGAGCUUCUGCAAUGAAAAGGUUAGCAGUUCUUUUAAAAGAUGAAGUUUGCAAACAUGCGCUUUACAUUCACUGGUUUGCUCACUGCAACGAGCUAGUCUUCAAAGAUGUAACCUCACUUUCAAGAAUGGUUGCUGACGCCCAAGAUUUCUGCGAAAACAUGUAUGCCCUUGUUGGUGUUAGCCCGAAGAGAGUUUUACUUUUUCAAAAUAUCCAGAAGGAAGUGUCGGAGGAGAAUACGGAUGAUGGACGUAGCAACUUGAAGCUGAAAAAUCUUUCAAGAACUAGAUGGACUACAAGAGGAGCUGCAGCGGAUGUCAUCCUUAAGAAGAACCAUGAGCUCCAAGAAACCUUGGAGACCUUGUCUGCAGAUUCGAGUGUUACUCCAGAAUGUCGAGAAAAAUCGAAAGGGUUGCUGCAAAAGCUCAAGUCUCUUCCCAAUACUUUUAAUCUCCUUGCGAUGAACGAGCUUGCAUUCCUUCUGGAGAAUAACUCUAAACAGCUUCAAAGGGCAGACCUGACGGCAGAACAAGUAUCGACAAGCAUUACAUCCGCCUAG
Messenger RNA from Dendronephthya gigantea, 1602 nucleotides. RefSeq lists its product as uncharacterized. Lineage: Eukaryota; Metazoa; Cnidaria; Anthozoa; Malacalcyonacea; Nephtheidae. The record is from RefSeq and is a predicted model, not a curated record. The transcript has a single exon. The coding region runs from base 1 to 1602 and encodes 533 amino acids.